GAGAGAGAAGAUGGUGCUGCUCACGAUGAUCGCCCGGGUGGCCGACGGGCUCCCCCUCGCCGCCUCGAUGCAGGAGGACGAACAGUCUGGCCGGGACCUUCAGCAAUACCAGAGUCAAGCUAAGCAACUCUUUCGAAAGUUAAAUGAGCAGUCUCCCAAUAGAUGUACCUUGGAAGCUGGUGCCAUGACUUUUCACUACAUUAUUGAGCAGGGGGUGUGUUACUUGGUUUUGUGUGAAGCGGCCUUCCCGAAAAAGCUGGCUUUUGCCUACCUAGAAGACUUGCACUCGGAGUUUGAUGAACAGCAUGGGAAGAAGGUGCCGACCGUCUCGAGACCAUAUUCCUUUAUUGAGUUCGAUACCUACAUUCAGAAAACCAAGAAGCUCUACAUUGAUAGCCGUGCUCGAAGAAACCUGGGCUCCAUCAACACCGAAUUACAAGAUGUGCAGCGGAUCAUGGUGGCCAACAUCGAAGAAGUGUUGCAGCGGGGAGAAGCACUGUCAGCAUUGGAUUCAAAGGCUAACAAUUUGUCUAGUCUGUCCAAGAAAUACCGCCAGGAUGCGAAGUACUUGAACAUGCGUUCCACUUACGCCAAACUGGCAGCAGUAGCUGUGUUUUUCAUCAUGUUUAUAGUGUAUGUGCGAUUCUGGUGGCUGUGAAGUAUUGGAUCCAGUCGCCGGCAAAGGAGAAGAGAAGCUAGAAUCCAGCGGGUGUAUGUUUUCAGGAGGCUGAGCUCACAGAGACGUGUGUUAGAAUCCAAGCAGAACUUCUGUCUCUCAAGACUUUCCAAGAAAAGGUGUCCUGAAAGUGAAAGGCUACAUACACCUCAUUUUACGACGCUUAA
Messenger RNA from Suncus etruscus (white-toothed pygmy shrew), 843 nucleotides. RefSeq names its product SEC22 homolog B, vesicle trafficking protein (gene SEC22B). Gene Ontology annotation, molecular function: SNAP receptor activity. The record is from RefSeq and is a predicted model, not a curated record. The transcript is spliced from 5 exons. Bases 11 to 658 code for a protein of 215 amino acids. Gene Ontology annotation, cellular component: endoplasmic reticulum-Golgi intermediate compartment; Golgi membrane; endoplasmic reticulum membrane. Gene Ontology annotation, biological process: endoplasmic reticulum to Golgi vesicle-mediated transport; vesicle fusion with Golgi apparatus; retrograde vesicle-mediated transport, Golgi to endoplasmic reticulum. Lineage: Eukaryota; Metazoa; Chordata; Mammalia; Eulipotyphla; Soricidae.